Molecule: messenger RNA, 933 nt
Organism: Meloidogyne enterolobii
Lineage: Eukaryota; Metazoa; Nematoda; Chromadorea; Rhabditida; Meloidogynidae
Source: the annotation of a GenBank genome assembly
AUGGCCAAUAUACUUUGUGCGCGAGAUAUAAAUAAUUUUAAAAAUGAAAUAAUUUCGGGAAUUGAUGCAAAUGUAUUAGCUAGAAUUUUAAUGAACACCCCAUACAUAAAAGGGAAAUGGAUAUCAAAAGAAAUACUAGAAACAAAGACAUGCCUCCCAAUACCAAUAGAAAAUAUAACAUACAUAAGAAAUUCAAAAUGCUAUAAAGACAUCAGUAUAAACAUUACAAUAAAAGAUACGCAAAUAAAAGCAUUUCUUGAACCCACUACAUUAAUAAUAAAGGAAAACUCAACAGAAACACCCUGUUCUGAGACACAAAUCACCACAAUAUUUACUGAAAACAAACUUAUAAAAAUAAAUCAAAAAACAGGAAAAAGUAAAGAAAUUCCACAGGAGCACAUUCAUGAUCUAACCUUAAGUAGUCAGCAAGAUAUAAAUAACCCAGUAAUAGAAACCCAUGCAUUCCACAACUUGAUCAUAAAAAAUUACACCGACCCUAGAAUAGAGAUUCUACAAAUGCUCCAAACAUAUAGUAUCGACAGAAAAUUUGAGCAAGAAAAGAUACAAAAAGCCUUAAAUAAUAAAGAAUACAUACACAAUUCUGAAGAAACAAUAAAAAAUCCAAUAUUAGAUUUAUUCAAUUACAUUUGGACAAUAAACCUAGAAAAACUCUGGAUUAGAACAGUCGCCGCAUAUAUCACAUACAUAUGGCUAUUUGACAGCUUGUUGCCAUUCGCCCUUAAAUAUUUGAAAAAUACACGGAUAGGCAGACUAACCCACACGAUACUAUCAGCAGCAGGUAGACACACGGAAGACAAAAACAAAGAAGAGAUGAUGCUUGAAAUAGUGAAAAAAAUCAAACAAGAGGAAUUAGAAGACCAACGGCGAAAAGACGAGGUUACAAGACGCCGCGUCGCCGCGAGUGUCGUAUAA